Molecule: messenger RNA, 464 nt
Organism: Drosophila guanche
Lineage: Eukaryota; Metazoa; Arthropoda; Insecta; Diptera; Drosophilidae
Product: probable small nuclear ribonucleoprotein G
Exons: 1
Coding region: 78-308 (76 amino acids)
Biological process (GO): spliceosomal snRNP assembly; mRNA splicing, via spliceosome
Cellular component (GO): U1 snRNP; precatalytic spliceosome; U2 snRNP
Molecular function (GO): RNA binding
Source: RefSeq, a predicted model, not a curated record
ACCAUUUUUUCGGCGUGUAGCCGGCUUCACCAUUUUGUCUGCAAAUUGUUUGGAAAAUUUAAAAAUAUUACCUUAAAAUGUCCAAGGCACAUCCCCCAGAGUUGAAAAAGUACAUGGACAAGCGCAUGAUGCUGAAACUCAAUGGCGGACGCGCUGUGACUGGUAUUCUGCGUGGAUUCGACCCCUUCAUGAACGUGGUGCUGGACGACACAAUUGAGGAGUGCAAAGACAAGACGAAGAACAACGUGGGCAUGGUGGUCAUCCGCGGCAACAGCAUUGUCCUGGUCGAGGCACUGGACAGGGUUUAGGGCCCGCCACUAUGCGGGCACCACCAAACCGUCGCCAGGCUGGCACUCCUUAGCUAUAAUUGCGUAGUUUUAAGGCUCCCCAACAAACAAACAACAACUGUAUACCUUCAGAAAAGCCACAAAAAAUCGUAAAUAAAUUAUAAUAUAAAAAAGGAA